UACGGGCGCGCGCAAUACUUUUGUUGAUAUUUAUUUCAAUUCGGCAUAGAGAGCUGCUGCGUCGCUCUUGUCGCCGAUGACCACUGGCUGCUGAGCAGGCCCAGCAGAAAGCUAGCGCAGCUGUUGACAAAAGCAAAGUGGCGCACCAGCACUGAUUGACCGCCUGACUGCUCACGUAAGGCCUGUGUUGGCUGCCUAGCAGGUUCACUCUUGACUGACUGCCGAGCUGUUGGCCUCUGGUUGUUGUUGUGUGUUUGUUGUGCUUGGCUCUCGCCACGUUAUUUGUAGUCAGCAGCAUAUAGUAUUUCGCAUAUCCGUCUUCGUCUCUUGACUGUCGGAUGGCUAACAGCCGCCAGCCGUGGCUUUCAUAGCUCAGUGCGCUUCCUAACUUGAAGGUAACACACCGCCAAGCACGCGCAACGCGGCAUCGCACGAACAACACCAACUUACGGAACGGAACGUACGAUUUCGUCGAUGUCAACGACGAGUGCUCGUAUUUAUUUACAAAGUUACACGUAUCCACAUAUUUGCAGUAUCUGAUUGCCUUGUUAUCGCAUUGUCUCGUUGUCGCGCAUUGUCUAUUUGGUGUCGUGAACAAAAGCACAGUGCAACGCAGCGCUCGAACAAAAGACUAACCAAAAAUGGCAAGAACCUAAGCGAGUUGUGCGCGAAGUGUCUGUCUGGCAGUGAAAUAUUCUUGAAAUAUAAUAUAAUAUAAUAUAUGCACAGACGAGUUGCAAAAGUUUUGUGAGUUCUGUGAAGCUGUGCAGAGUGUUUGUCGUACGAAAAAAGUGUGACCCCAUAUCAAAGCAGCGCAUAACUAAGCGCUAGUAAACGCAUCAAAGCAACAGUUGCCGUCUGCUCGCCUUAGCCUCAAUGAUAACGUGUUGCUAAUUACCUCAAAUCUCAUCAGCAGCGAACCACGACGACAACGACGACGACAGCGGCAGCGGUAUUGAAACAAAAGCAACGCUAGCAGGCAAAAAAACAAAAGCCCGGCCAAGCCAAACCAAGCCAAGUCAGUCAGCCAGCCAGCCAACGAGCCCGCCACCCAACCAGCUGGCAGCAUCAACCAGCGAGCGUGUUAACUUAAUUAUUUAACAUUAGCUCAAAGCAAAUUAGCGCAGCAUCAGCGUUGCAGUCUUGUUGGCUGCGGCCAUAGCGGAGGCAGCAGCAGCAGCCAGUCACAGGCAUUUCGCGUCAACGUCGUGCCAAUGCAACUUCACCAUUUUCACAAAUGGGCCACUCAACCUAAAUUUUAACCAGACUUUGUUUACAGACAUACUCACAUACAUAUACACACGCGUACUCAGGCUUACGAAUUGGCUAAAUUAGUUUUUGUUGCGUUUGGUGCUGUGACUUUGCCUAAGGCUUUCCAAAAUUUUCGGUGCUUGUCAGCUUCCUGAUAUUUGUUGUUUGUGACUGUGCUUAUAAACGUCUUUCACACACACGCACAUCUCUAUAAGAGCACUAAUUACAUCUUAGUGGCGGCAAUCAUUUAUGGUUUAUUACAUCGCUGUUGCCGCAAACCGUUUGUUAUGCAAUGCCGCACUUCGAUGAGUCGUUCGUCAGCGAUUGUUCAUAUGCCGAGAGCCAACAUGUUAUCUCGUAUUCAUUGGAUCGUGGCAUGAAACUCUACCAGAGGCGCAAAUUGAAAUCGCCAAAAUUUUUCUAUACGCCCUAUCGACCGCGUGUGGUCGUGAAGAAUGUCAUUCAGUACAGUGCCAUCAGUUCUCCAUCCACACCCAACUCCUCGCUUUCCUCACAAUCAAAUCUUGUUUGUGCAGGUGGUGGUACGCCAUCGCCGAACACACCAUCCCCCGCCACACCCACUUCACAACAAUCCGCCAACACACCGCUGAGCGGCAACAGUGCGAUAUAUCAAGUACCAGGCGCCGGUUACGGUGUCUCAACGUCCGGUCAUAAGAACAGUCUAAAGGGUACGAAAUUGGCGCGCAGAGCGCGGUCUUUCAAGGACGAUCUAAUAGAGAAAAUAUCCAUGAUUCGCACACCAAACAAUACGCUGGGAAGAUCCCAUUCCCCGCACAGUCCACGUAGUAAGUCCAUGAAACCGCCAACGACCGCCGAAGAGUUAGCCGCAGCUGAGAGUCCACUGCAGACGCAUGUCAAGGAUAUUUCGAAUGCGCUGAAACAUUUUCGCGAUGUGAUAAUCAGAUCAAAACUGGAAGUGCUGCCGGGCAAUGCAACUGUUAUACUCGAGACAAUCGCCAGCAUGUACACCGUUAUACAGUCGUAUGCGUUGGAUAAGCACAGCAAUGUACUUCUGUCGGCGACACAACAAGUAUAUCAGUCACUGGGUAAAUUAGUGAAGCUUUGCGACGAGGUAAUGCUUAUCUAUGCCGCGCGCCGGAUCGACGACGAAGGUGUCGAAGAUAAUCUGCAAGACGAGCAUCAACAACUGAAAGCGCUGCUCAGCGAAGAUAAUGUAAAGGAGAUUGUUGAUUUACUUGGUGAAGCGGUGCGGAAUUUGGCGACGCUUGCGCAUCAGAAGCUGAAGGAGCGUGAGGAGAACGCUUUGAAGUAUGCACCAGACAAUGCCGUCGCAGCUGCAUUGGCUAACAAUGGCGCAGCCGUAUCGCUCAAUCAUCUAAUGCAUCUGCCGGAAGUGGCUGGCCAACGUACAUCGCUGCCUGACAUAACGCUAACACCGAAGGAACGUGAUAUUUUAGAGAAGACCAACUCGAAUCCCAUACGCGCUUCACACAGUACCGAGAGCAUUUUGCGCGACACGAGCCCUCCACCUAAACCACCGCUACCGAACAGGCCACCACCGCUGCCACCGAAGCGCCGCAAUCAACAGCAACAACCGAGUUUAAACAAUAAGAGCAUUAACUCGGAUUUCGACUGGAGUUCGGACAUUUCACUGGGCAACUAUGGCGCUGAUUAUAUCAGCAAUCUGUCGGUGGACUCACACUCGCCGGAUGAAAAUUCUAGUCAAUGUUCACUCGAUUCAGAGCUAAAUCAUUCACGCGAGGAGGGCAAUGGCUACAAUGACAGUCUGCUCGAUAACGAUGUUGAUAAAUUAAAUAUAUUAAAACCACUAGUAAGCGGUGGCAAGCGUGUUACGUUGAACAAUAAAGUGGCAUGCAACAAAGCAAUUGGCAGUGGUAAUGAAUCCACCAACACUACCGUUGUCACACAGACACAAAACGUGGCGACGGAGAAUACCAAACGGCGUGCUAUCGUCACCAGUUCAGUGGCUAGCGAUGGCGCGGAUGAGUGUGAUUUUAUUUUGCAAAGUGGCAACGGUAAUAAUGGCGCUGGUGGCAGCGCUUUGGAGAAACUGGAAAUGCGCAAAAAUACUAACAAUCGUCAUUCCAAUGAAUCGGGCUUCGUUUCUAUGACAUCGGUGCGCACAUCGGCACAGAGUGUAUCGAAACGUUCAUCCGAUUGUGGUUUUCAAUCGUCCACCAAGUCCAGUUCGAACUCUGAAAUUGCAUUCGAUGCCAUUGAAUCGUCAAGUAGUGGUGAAUUUCACACGCAAGCGCAAGAGUUUCACCAGCACACAACCAGUUCGACCAUGACGAGCGCCAUGUCAUCGACAAUGAUGGCCACAUCGACUAGCAUACUAAACAGUAUGUCUACAUUGUCGCAUGAGGCACGUUCGAUUAGCAAUACCAGCAGUAUCAGUCCCGAUCACUAUGAGAGCAGCGGUCUCCUGACCGAACGCUCAAUGCAUACCAGCAGUACUAGUCAUGUCACACAAUCGUCAUUUUCAUCGCUGGCAAAGGCUAGUAGUUUGGAUACAGCUUCAUCAUCGGAUGGCAUGGGUUCGCACAAUGAUUUGGUGCCACCUGCUUUGCCGCCAAAAACUAGUCGAAACAAAGAUGCGCGUAUAUUUUCGCAAUAUGAUAAUUUCGAUGAAAUCGACGAUCAUAAUGGCGAAAAACCCGAACUCCGCCCUCAUCAUCAUACCCACUACACCAGUUACAGCCAUCAUAAUCACUAUCAACAUCACGUGGCACCGUGGCAUCAAACGAAACAUCAAAGUCUACUCGACUCAAGACACUUGGUUAGCGGCUUUGUCAGCAGUUGCACGAGUAUUGGCGAUCUGGAGCAACCGCCACCGCUACCGGUGAAGAAAAAGCACAUGUUUCAAAGUGUGGCCUUCUCGGUUUUCGCAUACAUGGAGCUGUGCCAGGGCCCCCAUCGGCCCUUCGAUCGUCAUACGAUGCAUGUGCAGGAUCUAACGGGGAACAUUACGCACAGCCAGACAAUGAACAUUGUGCCACUACCAAAGGACUUAUCGCCACCCUCGGAGCAGGAAACGCCGCCCGCACUCCCACCAAAGAACUACAAACAGCAGCGCAAGUCCAGCGCUACACCGCCCACCAUUAUUACAACGCCACCACCUAGUCCAAAGCCCACACAUUUGAGUGCUAGUGCCGAUGCGGAGAAUGGGCGUCCAGCGCGCGUUAUAUCCGCCACACAGGGCAGUGAAAUGAUGUCCACCGUGUGUGAGGAGCUCGGCGAUCUAACCGAAGAGGAACAAGCGUCACUCCGUCACUCGCACCAGCUGCCCAAUGAGAAUUGUCACGACAAUCAUGUAACAAGUAGGCAUUCACCACUACGUCGCGCCGACACACAUGAGGGUACGCCCGGCAGCAGAUCGGAGAGCGCUGGUGAAGAUCAAUUAUUGCAGAACAAUAGCUUUACUGAUGAUAAGUGUGGUGAGUUGCAAACGGUGCCACAGGAUGAAUUGCCAAAAAUGCUGGAAGAAAUUGACGUUACCAAGUAUUUGGUGCUCAAACGAAAGGAUGAAGAUGGACCGGAUAUAAAGGGCGGCUAUAUUGAUGCAUUGAUUGUGCAUGCGAGCCGCGUGCAGAAUGACAAUGCAUUCAUUGAUGCCUUCAUCACGACGUUUCGCACCUUUAUACAGCCGAUCGAUGUGAUUGAAAAGCUAACCCAUCGCUAUACAAUAUUCUUCUGUUGCCAAAACGAUCACAAACAACGCGUUGCCCGUGAGACAUUCUCACUACUUAUGAGAGUAGUCGAUGGCUUAACGUCAAUGGACCUGACAGAUCAGCUCUUGGCUCUCAUAGUCGAAUUUAAUUAUCAGCUGGUAUGUGCCGGCCAAUUGUAUUUAGCGAAAACGUUGCGCAGCAUAUUUGUAGAGAAGGUGACGUUAUUCCGGGAACAACGUUUGCCACCACCUAAAGCCGAUAUGCAUAUCACCGUCACCAAUCAGCCCAGCCUACUCGAUCUCAAAUCGGUAGAGAUUGCCGAACAAAUGACACUACUCGAUGCCGAUCUAUUUCAGAAGAUCGAAAUACCCGAAGUAUUGCUCUUUGCCAAAGAACAGAGUGAAGAGCGUUCGCCCAAUUUGAAUAAGUUUACCGAACACUUUAAUAAUAUGUCAUUUUGGGCACGUUCGAAAAUUCUCACAUUAGGCGAUGCCAAAGAACGUGAAAAACAUGUUAUUAAAUUCAUAAAAAUUAUGAAAUAUUUGCGAAAAAUGAAUAACUACAAUUCGUAUUUGGCUUUAUUAUCAGCGCUCGAUUCGGCGCCCAUACGGCGACUGGAGUGGCCCAAGACUAUAACGCAAGACAUUAAGGAAUAUUGCCUGCUGAUCGAUUCUAGCUCCAGUUUUCGAGCAUAUCGCACUACUUUAGCUGCAACAAGUCCACCCUGUAUUCCGUAUAUUGGUCUAGUCCUGCAAGACUUAACAUUCGUACAUGUUGGCAAUCCAGAUUAUUUAAAGGAAGGCGUCGUCAACUUCUCUAAACGUUGGCAGCAAUAUCACCUAAUAGAGAAUAUGAAGCGCUUCAAAAAAUGUGAGUACAAUUUCCGCCGCAAUGAGCGCAUUAUACGUUUCUUCGAUAACUUUGAAUAUGAACUGGGUGAGGAGGAGAUGUGGCAAAUAUCGGAGAGCAUAAAACCGCGGGGCCGACGUCCUGUACAAGCAUAAAAUGUUUGCGCAACGGAAACCGUACAUUCACAUAUCCUGAAGGAAUACUCAAUUAUCAGCAAAGAAAUAAAGAAAUUAAAAACAAAAUGAAAAAUGCACGCAAUGUAAUAGAAUUACUAAUAUGCAAACUAUAUUCUUCAGUGCUGGCAGAAACAUAGCAUUAUAUGAGUGUAAAAGCAGCAAAGGAGAAAAAUAAACAUAAAACACAGCUAUAAAAUAGUAAUAUACAUAUAUACCAAUGCACAGUUAUAUUGGAUGCACACUUGCUAUCAUCAUACAUACAUAUAUAACUAAAAGCAUAGUGAUAAUCACCGCAACGCGCACUCAUUGAAAGCACAUCUUAUGCUGACAUUAGCAAAAAUUAUAAUGUUAUGCAAACCAAACAAAAUUGCACAUAAGUUCAAUUUUGAGAAGUAGUAAAUUGCUUUAAAUUAACAGAAGCUUAUGAAAAAUUUAGAAGCAAAACAAAAAAAUCAACUCAAAUGUUGUAGAGCAACCAAAUACCAAACCAAACUUAACUUGCACCGACACAAACACAACGAAAUUUUAUUAUAUUAUAUAAUUAUAUGUAUUGCAUGUUUUUGUACACCUUAUUAGUUUUCAAAUAUGUGAAAGAAUUUAACUGUCUCUCUUUAACAGUGAUGAGCAGUCGAUAGGAACGCCGUGUUUCAUAAAACAAGCAAUCAAGUAAUUUGUUUUUAUAUAUUCAUGUAAAGUAACAAUAAAUCAACGAUAAAUUCAUAAACCGUCAAUAUGUAUGUGAAGAGUUGUCGAAACGAGCGCUUAGCGUAAACAAAAACGAAUGAACUUUAAAAGUAACAAAAAAUGUUUUUAAUUCUUAUGCAACUUGAAUCUUUUGAAUAAUAAUUUUUAUCAUUAGAAAGCAGUGUUAGUGUGCUAGUAAUGUGUUUGUUUGCUAGCAGCCUGUUUUCGCACAAUUAUCUCAACAAAAUGGGUUUGCAUAUGCUUUUAAAUGGUACUCUAUAAUGAGUUGUUUACAUUUCAAAAAAUAUAAAAAUAUUGCAGUUUGCAUUAAGCGCAUUUAUAAAUAUAAAUCGUCUGGUUUUUAUCAACUAAACAUUUGUAAAGUAUAAUGUGAAAGCAGUGUAUUAUAAAUCCCGUUAAAAUUUCUAGAAAAAAUAUUAUUUUUGAGAAACAUUUAUAAAUCCCAUUUCAAUUUCUAUAAUAUUAAUUAUUUAUCAAAAAAAGUCUUUUUUACUGCUUGCUGUUUCUGUUAAUGAUUUAUUAUAUAAAACCGUUUCAAAAUUGUAAUUUUCCUUACUACGUAGAAAUGUGUAAACAAUCAUUUUAUACACUGAAUAUAUUGAAAAAGUAAUUUUAUGGUAAUCAACUAUUGUAUACUUUGUAAAUAAUUACCUUACUUGCAUAAAUAUCUUAUACAUACUAGCAAUAUGUAUUAAUAAGAUUAAGUUAGUGCAGGCAGUGUUGUAAAUAUAAAUUGUUACUACUUUCUUUAACUAAAGAAUUGAAAAAAAACUAUGAAAGUUUAAACAUUUUUCAAUUCUUAUUUAGAAUCUUUGGCGCACGAAUACAAAUUAUUUUUAUAACCUUAAAAUUAAAGUCAACCAUACUCUUGGGCAAAAUAUUAAAGUGAUAGCAUAUUUUUAAAUGAAAAAUUAAAAUAUUCAAAUAACUGUUGGAUUUAUAAUAGAGUAUACUAGUUAUCCAGUUUUUAAUAAUUCACAAAUACUAUUUCUUCAUUUUUCUAAUCAAAAAUUGAUUUCACAAAAUACUAAGCUGAAAUUUGACUAUUAGGCUGUUCACCAUAAGGUGGUUAUCGGGUUAUGUGGUUAUUAAUAUAAAAAUAACAUCCGUGAGCACGCUAUGCAUGGUUAUUUGCUUAUUUUUACACAAACAGCUGUUCAUUGUUUACAAUUUUAGUUCAAUGAAAUUUCUACUUAUAAGAUGUCUAAACAAAGUUUAAAAAGCAAAAUAAUCGAAUUUAAAAUUAAAAUUAAUUAAUUUAAAAUUUUGUUUGUGCGCCAUAGAAUUUAAAAUAGUCCAAAAAUUAUCUGCAUCCACAAGCACUGCUAAAACUAUGCUACACACUAAACUAAAUGAAUAUAAAGACUGUCUUAGGGUAUAAAAUAAAUAAUUGCACUGCAACGUACUGGGCGAGAAUCCGUUAUGCUUUGCUGUGGUUAAAAGAAAAUAUGGUGCAGCGUAUGAUGUAAACACUGCUAACUUAUAUUACAAAGUUGGUAUUGGUAUUCUACAUUUGUUUAUGAAAUGAGUAGUAGAAAAGCUGAAGAGUUUGCUUUUUAUAGAAAGCAAAAAGUACAUUUAUACACAUAUAUAGAACAACAAAAAUAAAUUGAAAAACACUGAUAAAAUGCAUUUGUAUAAUUUUUAGGUUAUAUCUAUACGAUGCAAUAGAAGUGCUGCUAUCGUUUGUAAAAAUACAACACUUUAAAUUAUGUAAAAUGAUAACAAUAUUUAGUUGCAAUAUAUAUUUUGUAUAAUAAUUUCACACAAAACUAUUUAUAAAUAAGGUAUAUCUAAAUAAGCAAAACAUCUACUGUAUAAAUAUAGGUAUGCAUGUAACAAAUGAAUAAUAUAUGGUAUUGCAAAUCGGAACUUUUUUUGUUUCAAACGUGCUAUGGUAGCCACAAUCUUUUUUCAUGCAUUUAUUUCUUCAUUCAUUUUCAUAUACUUUUUCUUAUACUAUCUCUCUGUACUAAUUCUUGUAAAAAUGCUUAUGUGCCUAAUAUAGUAUAUAAAAAAUCUUAUAUAUGUACUUUUAAUUCUACACAACUAAUUAUAAAUUUUCUUCUCUAUUUUUUAUUGUUAAUUAAAAACAAAAAAAUAUUUAUUUUCUAUUUUAUCCUUUUUUUCAAAUGAGCUUAUGAGAAAUUGUCAUGUGAAAUAUCUCUUUCAUUCGGUAUGUUUAAUUGUAGUGCAAUUUCUAUUAACAUUUAAGCUAAAAAAAUCAUAUAAUAAAAGGUAUAUGUAUAUGUAAAUGUCAAAGAAUAGCAUAUGUAUUAGCAACUACUCAUGAAACAUACAAAUAAUGUAUCAUGUAUAACAUUGCAGUGAUCCACAUUAAUGUUUGUAAUUAUAAAUUAAGUAUGAAUUAAUUUUAUCUUAAUAAUAUUAAAAAAGUAAAACUGAAAAUAACUAUAAAAAACUAUUUAUGAAAUUACUUUACAAAAUAAAUGUAUGUACACAUAUUUUCCUUCGAAA
Molecule: messenger RNA, 9133 nt
Organism: Bactrocera dorsalis (oriental fruit fly)
Lineage: Eukaryota; Metazoa; Arthropoda; Insecta; Diptera; Tephritidae
Gene: C3G
Product: guanine nucleotide-releasing factor 2
Exons: 20
Coding region: 1544-5929 (1461 amino acids)
Biological process (GO): positive regulation of GTPase activity; Ras protein signal transduction
Cellular component (GO): plasma membrane
Molecular function (GO): guanyl-nucleotide exchange factor activity
Source: RefSeq, a predicted model, not a curated record